Molecule: messenger RNA, 5592 nt
Organism: Chlorocebus sabaeus (green monkey)
Lineage: Eukaryota; Metazoa; Chordata; Mammalia; Primates; Cercopithecidae
Gene: ARHGAP19
Product: Rho GTPase activating protein 19
Biological process (GO): signal transduction; regulation of small GTPase mediated signal transduction
Cellular component (GO): cytoplasm
Molecular function (GO): GTPase activator activity
Source: RefSeq, a predicted model, not a curated record
UGCAUUAGCAAAUACAGUUAAUUAACUGGUCUAGUUUUUUAUCUCUAUUUUUGUACGUGCAGAUGAGUGCUCAGAGUCCUAAGUACUGCCUUUCAGGCCUCAUAAUGUGCCCUUGUAUCCUCUAACAUGUCUGGAAUGUGUGUAGGCUGUGCUGGGGCAGGGAAAGGAGAGUUUCUUUGUCACAACAAACAAGGGGAAAGCUUUUUUCCUGUCUCUUCGAUUUACCAAUGCCUCAUCAGAAGCUUUCAGCACUUAUUGAUGCCAUCUGCAGUUUUGUGAUCUGCAAUGAUUCUUCCCUUCGAGGUCAGCCCAUUAUCUUUAAUCCUGACUUUUUUGUGGAGAAACUCCGACAUGAGAAACCUGAGGUUUUCACUGAGUUGGUGGUCAGCAAUAUCACAAGGCUCAUCGAUUUACCUGGAACUGAGUUGGCUCAGCUGAUGGGGGAAGUGGACCUUAAGUUGCCUGGCGGGGCCGGCCCAGCGUCAGGAUUUUUCCGGUCUCUCAUGUCUCUCAAGCGAAAGGAAAAAGGAGUGAUAUUUGGGUCCCCACUGACAGAGGAAGGCAUUGCCCAGAUAUACCAACUGAUUGAAUAUCUACACAAAAACUUACGAGUAGAGGGUUUGUUUAGAGUACCAGGUAAUAGUGUCCGACAGCAGAUUUUAAGGGAUGCUCUCAAUAAUGGAACUGACAUUGACUUGGAAUCAGGGGAGUUUCACUCAAAUGAUGUUGCCACUUUGCUGAAGAUGUUUCUAGGAGAGUUGCCGGAGCCUCUGCUGACACAUAAACAUUUCAACGCACACCUUAAAAUCGCUGAUUUGAUGCAGUUUGAUGAUAAAGGAAACAAGACCAAUAUACCAGACAAGGACCGGCAAAUUGAGGCUCUCCAGUUGCUCUUCCUCAUUCUCCCUCCUCCUAAUCGUAAUUUGCUGAAGUUAUUGCUUGAUCUCCUAUACCAGACAGCAAAGAAACAAGACAAGAACAAGAUGUCAGCCUAUAACCUUGCCCUUAUGUUUGCACCCCAUGUCCUGUGGCCAAAAAAUGUCACUGCAAAUGACCUUCAGGAGAAUAUCACAAAGUUAAACAGUGGGAUGGCUUUUAUGAUUAAACACUCCCAGAAACUUUUUAAGGCUCCUGCUUACAUUCGGGAAUAUGCCAGAUUGCACUAUUUGGGAUCCAGAACUCAGGCAUCAAAGGAUGACCUUGACCUGAUAGCUUCAUGUCAUACUAAGUCCUUUCAGCUGGCAAAGUUUCAGAAACGUAACCGGGUAGAUUCCUGCCCUCACCAGGAGGAGACCCAGCAGCAUACGGAAGAGGCACUGAGAGAGCUGUUUCAACACGUUCGCAAUAUGCCAGAGUCAGCAAAGAAGAAACAACUUAUUAGACAGUUUAAUAAGCAGUCAUUGACCCAGACACCAGUGCGAGAACCUUCUACUUCCCAGGUACAAAAGAGGGCUCGUUCACGCUCCUUCAGUGGGCUUAUUAAGCGGAAGGUCCUGGGAAAUCAGAUGAUGUCAGAAAAGAAAAAGAGGAACCCCACUCCAGAAUCUGUGGCCAUUGGUGAAUUGAAGGGAGCCAGCAAAGAAAAUAGGAACUCAUUAUUUUCUGGCUCUCCAGCUGUCACGAUGACACCAACAAGAUUGAAGUGGUCUGAAGGGAAGAAAGAGGGGAAAAAAGGAUUUCUCUGAAGGAUCCAGAGUUGUCUCCUAUGGUCCAUGCAGAAUUUUCCCUUUAGUGGACAAGGUGUUACUCCUGCCCACAGCAAAGCUUGGACUUGCAGCUUGCUUGCUGCAUUUUGAAUUGUCAAGGCCAAUUAAUACCGUGACCCAACUGAUACCUCUAAUCCCACUCACUGGAUGAUGUUUGUAAGCUGUGCCUUCUGAGAGAGUGCUUAGGCUCUCUCUCUCUUUUUUAAUAUUAUGGGGAAACCACUAACUGUCCAACCAGCUUAUAUAGCACAGUAAGGUGGGCUUCAGUGCUCAUUCAAUGUGUUUAGGCAGAUUCCACUUUUGAAAAAAAUAUGAGAUGUGUGCUCAACUGCCAGUAAUUUUUGAAAAAGCACUGUCAGUCCUAGUGGCUUGAUGUUAUUUUUAAUGGAUAUUUUGGGUUUUUCUCUGUUUUGAUAGUGUUGGGUAUUUGGUUGUUUUUGUUUAUUUCUUUGUUUUAAAAGCCAUGUUUUUGGAUGGGCUCUAAGCUAGAUGCCUUUCCCUUGUUUUCACUUUGAGCGUUGGGAAAACUCUUUAUCUUAUGAGGCUGUAUUCCUCAAUACCUAAUUUGCGUCUAAAGAAUUUAUAGCUUUUCUGGACAUUUUUUAUUAUUUCUUGGGUCUGACACCAGAGUAUUUGACCUGCAGUAUUGAAAAAGAGAAUUCACAAUGAUACAAUAUUUUAACAAAUCUUAAUUAUUAAACUCUUUUCCUUCCUUCUUUCCAUCCAUUUCUCCCUCCCUUGUCCAUCUCUUUCUCUUUCCCUUUCCUCAGUGAUGUCAUAAUAAUUGUGUUUUGCUGAACUUGUUACCUUCAUUCAAUUUCCUCUUGACUAAAACAUCUCUGGUGCCAACGUAAUACUUCUGAACCAAAUCACUGUGACUCAAGAAAAGUCACUGACAGCAUAGUAGAAGUUUGCUAAAAUAUGUGUAUGUGGGAGAAGCUCUGGAGUGUGCCUAGGAGGGGCUGGCUGCCUUUAUGUCCCAGGAUGAGUCUUUAUGGGUGGGAUUAUAUUGCACCCUCUGAGGGUGCAGGCUAGACCGUCUCCUGAGAAUGAGUUAGAAUCUGAAAAAAGAAGCCAGCAGCAGCCUCUGCAGGGUUGACACGAUUUAAAGGAGAGAAUGUUCUUAUUUGGAAGCAACUGUGGCUUAUCACCAAUAUUCAAGGAGUAUUACUGUGCCGCCCUCUCCUUGUCAGAAGGGGCACAGGUGGUAAUUUGGAGAUGGGGCCAGAGCUUCUGGUUUUUGGACUUGGUGUGUUCACAUAUGUUGGAUGGAGCAGUGGCAUGGUUUUGACCUAGUAUGAACUGGUGUCUGCCCAGAGAACAGCACGUGGCAGGGGAGAAUGCUCAGGUUUGUGCCUGGCUCAGUGGAGCUCUAUAAGCCUUCUCACCCUGGGGGUUGGAGCCGAGUCAGACCACUAUGGGGAAGCAGUUGCCCCACAAAGUGUGGUUUGCUGACCUAUUUCUAAACUGUUGAAUAUGCUGCACCAUUGCCGAAAUGAAAGAUGACUCCGGGGGAGCAGAGUUUGGCUUUGUGCCCAGCUGGCAGCCCUCUCUGCCAGCCUUUCUGCUGCUUUUGCUGCUGUAACAGCAAUAGUGGAGAAAAAUGUAAAAUUUGGUCUUCCAGCUUAAUAGAGUAUGAACAAUAGAUGGUUAGGAAAACAAAACUGCUUAGAAGCCCCUUUCUCUAGAGUAGUUUUAUGUCAUUUUUAAAAACACAUAUUAGCAAAUUCAUUUGCAUAGGUUUCUGUUAAAUAUUUGACUUUUUUUUCUUAUUAAGAAAAUGAAAUCCCUUACACCAGAUAGCAGUUAAUUCAAACAGAAAACCCUUUUGGUAUCACCACAUUGAAAUGGUGUUCUUCCUUAACUCUUCCUUCUUUCCUUUAUUUGUUUAGAUGUGCUUCAUCCUGAAGUGGUGCUGUGGUCUGUUAAACAGGGCUGGCAUCAGGUAGAGGGAGCAGAGUGGUGACCUGAUAGCUCCUUGUCAUUGUGUUAGUUUUUGGUUCUAUUUAAGGGAAGUAGCUGAGAUUGAGACGGAUGUAGAUGCUCUUUGGGUGAAUGGAAUCAGAAAGCAAGGGUUGUGUUCUGGGGUGAGGGUCGCGAGAGAGAUAUUUAUCACAUGCACAUGCGUUUAUAUAGCUGGUCUCCUUGGGUAGUUUGUGUGUGUUUUGUUUAUUUAUUGAGGAUGUUUUCCCUUGCUUUAGGGGUUUAUAGGUCAUUUUUCUUAAUAGAAGCUGUGAUUGACUUAGAAUCCAAAUUUGAGGAGUAAGCAGCAUAACCUUCUACCUUGUAAUAUGUAACUAUUCUAAUCCUGUGGAAUCUUACAGAAAACACAGACAAAACCCCUUUUAUCAUUUGCCACAGAAGCUGCUGUCUCCCUUCUGAUUUGGUGGGCAGGUAUUGUUUUUGAGCCAGUAUUUAAUAGAGUUUUUUAAUCUAUAAGAUUUUUUUUGAAUCCAUUUCAUUGUGUUUGUUUUUCAUGUUGGAACAAUCUCUUUGAAAGUGCCUCUUCUUGUGGUUUUUACAACUUCAUUUCUUUCUGGGGUCACCUGUGAUGGGCUUUGAUGUGGUAUCAAUAUGGGGCAUUGUGUUUGUGCCAGGAUACACAUAUUAAACUGUAGGCCACCUUCCUGUCCAGACUGUACUGUGUGAACCCCACUGACUGAAUUGGUGAGAACCAUAGGUGUUGGAGUUUAUCACCUUUUACAAUGAUAAACUUUUGCAUUGGGACCAAUGAAUGUGGUGUGGAAAACCCUGCCAGCAGUGAAAGAGCAUCAGGAGAUACUGACUCUUCCUGAGUGCCAAAAUAGGAGCAGGUAAUGAAUUGUAACCAAAACUACAGUUGAUCCUCCACAAAAGAAAGUUCUUUACCCAGAAUGUCCUUCCAGAGUCAUUCAGGAAGGAUAAGGAGACACCCUUGGGAAAUGGGCUAGUGGAGGGCUGUUGACUACAGUGACACCUGGGUGCUCCAGAGCUAUCUGUUCUGUUAACCUAGAACAGAACAGUCGAUCCUAGAGUGUCAGAACAGAGCCAUUCUCUCCUCCUGAGUAGGAAUGUUUCUGUUCAGCUUCCCUCACAGGAGCCUGUGUUAGCAUACAGUUGAAAAUACUGCCUUCUAGGAGAACCUGUGGUCAUUGGGAACGUGCUCCACCAUGACUGGCCAUGCAACCGGGUGAUUUUUAGGAAUAGAUGUCUCUAGACUCUGUCUUCUUUCCUACAAGGCCUCAUACAGAUGCUUGAGGCUAAUGGCCCCCAUUCUGAGGUCAUUUUUGUGUAGAACUCCUUUCCCCAGGAGAGAGCCUUAUCUCUGCCCUCCUUUACCCUGAAACCUUCAAACAGAAGAUAGGACCUAGAUCUAAACCUAGAUACUAGCAUUUUGUGGGCUUGUCUAGAAUUUGGGGAAGAUUUGGGUUCCUAAGAUGCACAGGCUUUUGACACCAGUGGUGAUUAACUCAACUAAAACUCACUGUAGGAAGUUAGCUUCCCUAGACAGCUAAUGCUGAGAUCUACCAGCGUAGAGUUGACAGAAGCCGGCCAGCGAGGAGAUGUGGGACAUAAUAGCCUGAGUGCUUGGGUUACCAUGGAGACUGGAGUGUGUGAGGCCAUAGCCUAUGCUAAAGAGCCAUGGAGCCCUCCCGCCAUGUCUGGGGACAGAUAGAACCUGUGGGGGGAAAUAUUCCCUCACCCCAGGGUUCUUUCUGCAGAGCAAGGGUUGUCUUUGUCCCAUCCCUGAGCUUGCUCAACAAGAGAAACAAGGUUUCUUAACUGUUUUAAGUUUUCAUUCUUAUUUGACUAUAUGUGUGUAAUUGUAAAGAAAUGAUCCUAUGCAUUGUCUUUCUUUUAUAUUCUUGUAAUAUUCUGAAAUUAAAAUUGUUUUGUUUCAUAUCCA